CAUGCGCUCUUCUUUAGAAGGGACAGCAACAAUGGCGUCCUCCUUUGCUGCGCACAGGUUACAUAUGAGUGGAAGGGGCAACCUAUUGAAGCGUCUGAAAAAUGUAGAUGCCUUUCUUCGCAGAAGAGUUGGAACAAGUGCUGUUCCUGCUCGGGAAGAAGCACCAAGGAAAGAUGAAGCUGAAAAGGAUGGACGUCUGUCUUUUUAUGCUGUCCAGGCGCAAGGACAAGAGCAGGCGGAAAGAUCUGUUCUCAUCAACUGCCCUCCCAAAACCAGUGAGAAAAAGAUUAUCAAGGUUUUAUCGAGACAUGGCGAUAUUAAAAAGUACUUUACAUAUGAAAGCUACGGCGUGUACGCAGUGGUGGAGUUUGCUACACGAGAAGGUGUUGCCUCGUUACUCGAAGGAGCCAGCAUCCCCAAUAACGGCCACGAGUGCAUGGUUCCGUAUAAAUCGAGACUAUUGACGCUAAGAAGUCUUGGUCCGGCAGAAGGCAGCGGCCAGCAGUGGAGUCAACAGAAUCACCCGCAAACCACCAUUCCUAUUAACGAGCUUAUCCACAGACUUUCCCAAGAGGAGAGUAUAGACCGACAGAUCACCUGCUUGACGGACGCCUAUCAGUUGACCGAGGAGAACAGCCGGCUGCGGUUCCUGGUGUGCUCUCUGCUCAAGGACAUCGCCGCCGCUUAUUUCCCAGAAUGCUCCAUUAAACCGUUUGGCUCAUCGGUGAAUGGCUUUGGGAAGCUGGGAUGCGACCUGGAUAUGUUCCUGGACCUAGACGGCAUCAGUGGAAGGAAUUUAAAGACGGCAAAAUCCGCCUUGGCCUUGGAGUACCAGAUGAAGCGGGCCAACUCGGAGCGGGCCGCCACGCAGAGCAUCCUAUCCGUCAUCGGUGAAUGUGUGGACCAGUUUGGACCCGGCUGCGUGGGCGUGCAGAAAAUCCUGAACGCCCGAUGCCCUCUGGUCCGCUUUGCACAUCAGCCGUCCGGCUUCCAGUGUGACCUGACCGCCAACAACAGGGUGGCGAUGAAGAGCUCAGAGCUGCUGUACCUUUACGGCCAACUGGACCCUCGGGUGCGCCAGCUGGUGUUCACCAUACGCUGCUGGGCCCGAGCUCACGGCGUCACCAGCAACAUCCCCGGGGCCUGGAUCACCAACUUCUCCGUCACUGUCAUGGUGCUCUUCUUCCUGCAGGGGAGAAGCCCGCCCAUCAUCCCCACCUUGGACCACUUACGGGACCUGGCAGGUGCCGCGGACAGGAGCGUGAUCGAGGGGAACGACUGCACAUUUGUCAGCGACUUCGACAAGAUCCGACUCCAGAGCAACACGGAGACGCUCGAGCGACUGCUUGGUGAAUUCUUUGACUUCUACGCCACCUUUGCGUUCAGUAAGAAGUCCAUAAAUAUCAGAAAGGGCAAAGAGCAGAACAAGCCAGAGGCGGCCCCGCUGCACAUCCAGAACCCGUUUGAAACCGCACUGAACGUCAGCAAGAACGUCAACGGCACACAACUGGAACGCUUCGUGGCUCUGUGUCAGGAGAGCUCCUGGCUGCUCCAGCAGAGGGACACCCACACGCCCAAAGGGGGCGCCACCCCCACACCUUGGGGACUGGCAACCCUCCUCUUGCCCUCGCAGGUCGCAGGGGUCAAAAGCCGGAAGAAGAGGAAAAGGGAGCCUGCUAGUGAGAGAAUCAAGAGUUUGCUAGAAUCCCUAAAGGCUAAAAACCAGCUGAAGACCUAAGACCUCCUUGGAAAAGAACACCUUCCAUUUUUGCACAGCUCCAUCUUUCCCAUGUAAUUCUUUGUAUGACCACUAGAGGGUGAUACAGAGGCUUGUAUGAAUCUGUCGUCAGGCAAUGUGAAGUGUGUACUACUACUAUAAAGUGUACACUACUGGAAGUAUGCACCUCCGACUCUCAUAACUUCAUAUGCAUUUCUAAAUCAAUGUUCACGGACUCUACAAUAGCAUCAAGGUAAUAAAUAUAUAAUUAGUGAUUAGUGAUAAUUAGUUGUUGACUGCGAACGUGACCUAAAAGGCGAAACUCCGCUGCUAGCAAUAAAUCAAUCAACAAUGGCAAAUAGGACAUAAAUGUUCAAUAUUUUCAAGUUAUUUACUCGCGAAGACCCGGAAGCUUUGCUUCAAGGAUCCUGGAAAACCUCACACCAUCACCGCGAUGGUGGUAUAGUGGUGAGCAUAGCUGCCUUCCAAGCAGUUGACCCGGGUUCGAUUCCCGGCCAUCGCAGAAUACGUUUUGCCAUUCGAAAGUAGAAAUGUUGUAUUUUAUACGCUGGCUGUUGCUAGCGUUUUGUAGUAAGUAA
This is a messenger RNA of Doryrhamphus excisus (bluestripe pipefish), 2316 nucleotides long. The record is from RefSeq and is a predicted model, not a curated record. NCBI's taxonomy places the organism in Eukaryota, Metazoa, Chordata, Actinopteri, Syngnathiformes, Syngnathidae.